Messenger RNA from Styela clava, 2409 nucleotides. Lineage: Eukaryota; Metazoa; Chordata; Ascidiacea; Stolidobranchia; Styelidae. The record is from RefSeq and is a predicted model, not a curated record.
ACGAGCUUUAAUAUAUUUUUUUAAAGUCUAAAUUCUGGUUCUGUUUUAUUUCGUUCGCUAACACGUUAGGUUUUAUUUAUUUUAUUAAACAUAAGAGGCAUGGCAAGCCCUAGAACACGAAGAGUUUUAAAGGAAUUGAAGCCAAAGUACGGCAAUAAGACUUGUUUUGAAUGUGGUGCUCUGAAUCCGCAAUGGGCAUCAGUUACGUACGGAAUAUGGAUUUGUUUAGAAUGUUCUGGAAAACAUCGCGGGCUCGGAGUUCAUUUAAGUUUUGUACGUUCUACUACAAUGGAUAAAUGGAAAGAUAUGGAGCUGGAAAAAAUGAAGGCCGGUGGAAAUGAAAAAGCCAAGGAUUUCUUCAAAUCACAUGAUGAUUAUAACGAUGGUUGGGAUUUACAGCAGAAGUACAACAGCAAAACGGCGGCUUUAUUACGAGAUAGGAUUUCAACAGAAGCUCGAGGUGACUGUUGGAACGAAUCAACAUCAGAAGCGCAGAAAUAUAUUGCGCCGAAACCUGGCGGGGGAGGACUUUCCAUGACACAAAGAUCAACAGCUCAAUCAUCGAUGUCUGGCAAUGCCUCGUCGUCUGAUUUUGAUAAUUUUGAAUCGUGGUUAGACAGCGAUACGUCAGCACAACUCUCAUAUUCAAGCAACACUAACACAGGUUCACGAUACGUAGGAAUAGGAAACACACCCAUGCCUGAGAAGAGAGAGGACGAUCUCCUAUCUGGUGCUAUGUCUUCGUUAAGUAUGGGAUGGCAAACUGCAGCGAAAUGGACGGCUUCUGCUGCAACAGCUGCUAAAGAGAAUGCUGUAAAGCUUGGAGCACAGGCAUCAGCUGCAGCAUCUGACCUUGGUUCGAAGGUCAAUGAAAAGGUCGUGAAACCGACACAAACUAAAAUGAAAGAAGGCAAAAUGAUGGAUGAUAUAACAUCCAGCAUGAGUUCCUGGGCCAGUAAGAUGAAAAUCUCAUCGUACAGUAAAUCUGGACUCCAAAAUAUAAGCAGUGCAAUGCAAGGACAGGAGGAUCAGAAAAGUGAAAACGUCGAUACUGAUUUCUGGGAUCAUUUUGGAACUUCAGACGAUUACAAGACCUCUGUGACAUCACAAAGCACAAAAUAUGGCAGCCAAUCAGCUCCUCCGUUAGAAUUUGAUGAACUUACGAACCCUAAGAAACCAGCUGUAAAGAAAAAUGCGGAAACGGAUUGGGACCUGGAGGCGUGGCUUAAUAACGAUACUUCAUCAACCAAUGAGAAAGACUCUAAAACAGAACCGACCAAUGAUGAUGAACUAGAGGCGUGGCUCAAUGAUGAUUCUCAAAAUUCAUCCAAUCAGAAUAGUAGAAAUGAAAAAUCAACCAAUCAGAACGUAGAUAGACAAGAUUCGUGGGGAGGGGGUUGGGACGAUUCUGACUGGGAUGAUGUAGAAACAGAAAUUGACAGUACAAGUAAAAAAACAUCGAAAGCAGACUAAAAAGGGGUUGUAAAAAAUGUUAAAUGUAACAUGCAUUUUGUGGUAAAUAGUCAACUUUGCAUUUCCAAGACGAUAAGAUGGUUUAAUCAUAUGUCAGUAAGUACUUGGGGGUUGGUAACCGAUCAUCUCCUUAUAAGACCAUCUUUCCUAUUUCCCAGUUCAAAUAUCAAAAUAUUCUGAGGGUCUACAUCAGUGGUUCUCAACCUUUUUUCUGUCGUGGCCCAUUUUGUUGCACAAAAAUUCCGUGGCUCAUUACCUUUUCCAUGCCAGGGUAAAACUAUAAGAAAAACAAAUAAUAUUUCCCGCAAUAUAGACACUGUAACUUUAAUAAUUAGAAUGGAUAUUACCACUCUGCAGCAAUUAACAGCAGCAUCAUUUAUUGCUACUGCAAUCAAAAUUAGCUAUUAUUACACGAAUGGAACUAAAUUUACCUUUACUCUUGCAAUUUUUAAUAGGCUUGCGGCCCACUUGAAAAUGUUCUUAUGACCCAGCAGUGAGCCAUGGCCAUGACCCAUGGUCUACAUGGAAGGACCACUGAUAGUAAAGUUACGAGCAUUUACAUUGUCUCGCGUAAUCUAUAUUCCCGUACCAAACUUAUACUGAUAGGGCGGACGAGAGUUUGCUAUAAAAUUUUCGCAAUUAGCUUUCAUUUUCCAAAGGUGAAUAUUCAUUAAAAUCCUGGCCUCUCCAUCUUACGCCACAAGACUCGAGCUCAUAAGAAGUACUAAAGGAAGGCUACCAUGAGCAUUUUAUUAACUUUACUCUCCGCUGUCAAUCUAGCUACCUAUCAUAAGGUAGAAGAGUUGCAAGAAACCACUGAGAGGUGCUUUUAAACAUUCCCAUGUUUUUAGUGCAUUGUACAAUACAUAGCCAAUUUUAUCUUGUUUUGUUUUAGAUCAAAUUGUGUUUUUAUUUAAUAUUAUAAGUUGUUGUAGA